UAGAGGAGGAGGAGGAGGUUAGCCGAGGCAGCUACAGCGGCGGAGGCGCAGGGGCUGGUACGCGCUGGGCGGCGAGAGCCUCAUGGCGGAGGAAGAGAGCGACCAAGAGGCCGAACGCCUCGGAGAAGAGCUCGUGGCCAUUGUGGAGUCCCCGCCAGGCCCUCCCGGGCUUAGAGCUGCGGGCGAUGGCGGAGGCGGCGCUGGCGGCGGCAGCUGCCGUGGCGGCGGCGUCGGGAUCAGCAGUCGGGAUUACUGCCGACGCUUCUGUCAGGUGGUUGAAGAUUAUGCUGGAAGAUGGCAGGUCCCUUUGCCACAGCUUCAGGUUCUUCAGACUGCACUUUGCUGUUUUACAUCAGCCAGUGCAUCAUUCCCAGAUGAAUGUGAGCACGUACAAUAUGUUUUGAGUAGCCUUGCUUUGAGUUUCUUUGAGUUGCUGCUGUUCUUUGGAAGAGAUGAGUUUUAUGAAGAGCCCUUAAAGGAUAUUCUUGGAUCAUUCCAGGAAUGCCAGAAUCACCUCCGCAGAUAUGGAAAUGUGAAUCUGGAACUGGUGACUCGAAUCAUUAGAGAUGGUGGCCCAUGGGAAGAUCCAGUGUUGCAAGCUGUUCUAAAAGCCCAGCCAGCAUCUCAGGAGAUAGUGAACAAAUAUUUAAGUUCUGAAAAUCCACUAUUCUUCGAACUACGUGCCAGAUAUCUAAUUGCUUGUGAACGCAUACCUGAAGCAAUGGCUCUUAUUAAAUGUUGUAUAAAUCACCCAGAAAUCAGUAAAGACUUGUACUUCCAUCAAGCACUCUUCACAUGUCUGUUUAUGUCACCUGUAGAAGAUCACCUAUUCCGGGAGCAUUUACUGAAAACUGAUUGUAAGAGUGGAAUUGAUAUCAUCUGUAACACUGAAAAAGAAGGCAAGACUAUGUUAGCUUUGCAACUCUGUGAAUCCUUUCUUAUUCCACAGCUCCAGAAUGGGGAAAUGUACUGUAUCUGGGAGUUGAUUUUCAUAUGGAGUAAACUUCAGCUAAAGUCUAAUCCUUCAAAACAAGUUUUUGUAGAUCAAUGCUACCAGCUUUUAAGAACAGCAACUAAUGUGAGAGUCAUAUUUCCUUUCAUGAAAAUCAUUAAAGAUGAGGUUGAAGAAGAAGGCUUACAAAUUUGUGUUGAAAUAUGUGGUUGUGCCCUACAGCUAGACCUUCAUGAUGAUCCCAAAACUAAAUGUCUAAUUUAUAAAACAAUUGCACAUUUUUUGCCAAAUGAUUUGGAGAUUCUCAGGAUUUGUGCACUCUCAAUAUUUUUUCUUGAGCGCUCCUUGGAAGCUUAUCAUACUGUUGAAGAGCUUUACAAACGUCCAGAUGAAGAAUAUAAUGAAGGCACAAGUAGUGUUCAAAAUCGUGUUCGUUUUGAAUUACUUCCAAUUUUGAAAAAGGGAUUGUUUUUUGAUCCUGAAUUCUGGAACUUCAUAAUGAUUAAGAAAAACUGUGUAGCAUUACUGAGUGAUAAAUCAGCAGUUAGAUUUCUAAAUGAAAGUACACUGGAAAAUUCUACAGGUAAUGUAAGAAAGGCAGUGGAACAGCAAGGUUUAGAUGAAGGACUUGACUCUCUUACAGAUCAGAGCACUGGAGAGCUUGAUCCUGAUGAUAUAUCUGGAGUGCAACCAAAAGGUCAUAUUAAUGCAAAGAAAAACCUCACAGCUCUUAAUGCUUCCAGAGUAGAUCACAAUGUCCCAAGGCAUCGGUGUAUGUUAUGUAACAAGGAAUUUCUAGGUGGUCACAUUGUAAGGCAUGCCCAGGCUCAUCAGAAAAAGGGCAGUUUUUCAUGUGUGAUAUGUGGUAGAAAAUUUAGAAACAGAGGACUUAUGCAGAAGCAUUUAAAGAAUCAUGUUAAGAAAAUACAGAGACAGCAACUUGCUGCAGCUCAACAGGAGGAUCAGGAAAAUCCUGCUUUGGAAGAAAUAAAUUAUUCUGAUACUUUCAUUUCAUUUGAAAAUGGGAAGUCUGAUAAUAAGGAUUUGGAAGUAGAGACUAUUACUCGUUCCAGUGAUGGAAACAAAGAUGUCAUCCCUUCACAUGUGGGUGAAUUCAUUGAAAUUCCCAGAAGUGUAUCAGAAGAUGUUAUUGAAAAUAUUACUGAAAAUGGCAAUCCUGAUACUUCUUUAAAUAAUGUCUCAGAGCCAUUACCUGUAUGUGUGGAUGACUAUGAGGAGGAAGAAGACGAAGAAGGUGAUUAUGAAGAAGAUGAUUACGACCUGAAUCAGGAAACUUCAGUACUUCAUAAAAUCAAUGGAACCGUGUGCCAUCCAAAAGACAUAUAUGCGACAGAUCAAGAAGGAAACUUUAAGUGCCCCGCUCUUGGCUGUGUCAGGAUAUUUAAAAGAAUUGGAUUUCUAAAUAAGCAUGCAAGGACUGUACAUCCAACUGAUUUAAAUGUGCGGCAAACAGUAAUGAAGUGGAGCAAAGGAAAAUGCAAAUUUUGUCAAAGGCAGUUUGAAGAUUCUCAACAUUUUAUAGAUCACCUUAAUAGACACAGCUAUCCAAAUGUGUACUUUUGUUUGCAUUUUAAUUGUAAUGAGUCAUUUAAGCUGCCAAUCCAACUUGCUCAGCACACAAAAAGUCACAGGAUAUUUCAAGCUCAGUGUAGUUUUCCAGAAUGCCAUGAGCUUUUUGAAGAUCUUCCUCUGCUAUAUGAACAUGAAGCUCAGCACUAUUUAAGUAAAACACCAGAAUCAUCUGCACAACCAAGUGAAACAAUUCUUUGGGAUGUUCUUACAGACUCAAAAUCUAAUCAUCAGGAAAAAGACUCAUCUAGUAAUGAGAAACAAACUGUUAGUCUACCAGUUUCUACUAGCAAAUCAAGGAAAGAUCCUACAGAACCAAAGACAUGUAUAGAAAGUAUGGAAAAGAAAACAGACCGUUUAGUUCAGAAUGGAAAUGAACAUUCUGAUCACACUGUUUCUGAUAUAAGCUUGACAGACCAAAAGAUGCCUGACAUAGAGCCAAAUUCUGAAAAUAAUUGUAUUAGUGAUUUAGUCAAUGGACACAGUGGAAUAGAGCAAACACCUUUAGUUUCCUCAGAUCCUGCUUUGAAAAUUGAUACAAAUAGAAUCAGGACAGAAAACGGUUCCAUUUUACCUAGUGUUGUACCACAAGAACACAGUACCCUGCCAGUACCUCAGGCACCUUCCAAACCAAAUCAGACGAGUGAACAUACUUCAUAUGGCUUAAUUUUAACAAAGCCAUAUGUCAGACCAUUGCCUCCCAGUUACCUUGAUGAACGGUACCUUAGUAUGCCAAAACGCAGAAAAUUUCUGACUGAUAGGGUAGAUGCCUGUUCUGAUCAAGAUAACGUUUGUAAAAAAUCAGUGAAAAGAUUAAGAUGUGGCAAAUGCCUGACCACCUACUGUAAUGCAGAAGCACUUGAGGCUCACCUUGCACAAAAGAAAUGUCAGACACUCUUUGGAUUUGAUUCAGAUGAUGAAAGUAAGUCUUCUAUCUUCUCAGCAGGUAUAUCUGUAGAAAUAGAAAAUGCCAUAGAUCUUUGUAAGGUUAAAAAAAUUAACAUUUAUAUAACACAGGUAAUAAAGCACUACCCCAUACAUUAUUUCCUUUAAUCCAUACAACCACCAUGAGGUGCUAUCACUAUUCCUGUUUUAUAGAUCAAGCAACUGACAUUCACAAGUAAUUUGCGUAGGCAUACAUACACCUGUGAACUUGUGGAAGCCAGAACUUGAACACAGUUUUUUCAGACUUCUGGAUCAUACUCUUUAACUGUAUCCGAGGCUUUUCUUCAUUCCAAGUUUUAUGUAAUAAGAGAUCUAAAACAAAGUAAUUAUGAUGGAAAUGUUUUUCAUCUGCAUGCCAGAAAUGUAAACCAAGUUGAGCCUCUAUUACAAAAACAAAAAUAAGAAAAAACCAGAAAAUAAUUGAAAAAUAAAACUGAGCAAAAGAAGAGCUUGCCUUUCUACUAAUAUUAAUAUUCUUUAAAUGAGUAAGGGUAUAAAUAAACAGGAAAUCUAACUUAGAAUACUAGAUGAACAUCUAUAAAUAUGAAUUAACAGACGUG
Mesoplodon densirostris (Blainville's beaked whale) is the source of this 4047-nucleotide messenger RNA. It is a transcript of the gene ZNF654, whose product is annotated as zinc finger protein 654. Gene Ontology annotation, molecular function: DNA binding; DNA-binding transcription factor activity, RNA polymerase II-specific. Gene Ontology annotation, biological process: regulation of transcription by RNA polymerase II. Lineage: Eukaryota; Metazoa; Chordata; Mammalia; Artiodactyla; Ziphiidae. The transcript is spliced from 8 exons. The coding region runs from base 83 to 3595 and encodes 1170 amino acids. The record is from RefSeq and is a predicted model, not a curated record. Gene Ontology annotation, cellular component: nucleus.